This is a messenger RNA of Drosophila grimshawi, 1322 nucleotides long. RefSeq lists its product as uncharacterized. The transcript is spliced from 4 exons. Gene Ontology annotation, cellular component: mitochondrion. The record is from RefSeq and is a predicted model, not a curated record. Lineage: Eukaryota; Metazoa; Arthropoda; Insecta; Diptera; Drosophilidae. Bases 166 to 1167 code for a protein of 333 amino acids.
CAACCCUGCCUUUGUCGACAGCUGAUGACAUACUAAAAACAACCACGCAGUUGUAACAAAACCCCAGCCACUGUUUAUAUUAUUUUGCACUGUCGCGGUGAGGUUGUCAAUUGAAUUAUUGUUGCGUUGCUUCACAGUCGAAAUUGUAUUUUGUGUAUUGAAAACAUGUUUAUUAAUACAAGCAAAGCGUCUUUGCUGCGUGCAGCUGUGCGUCUACCCGGUGGUAUGCAGUACCUCAAGAAUUACGCAGCCAUUCAACCGUUUCACACAAGCACCAACGCCUUGAACUACGUAGCCUCGGCGCCCGCUCUGCCCCUGCCCCAUAAUGUGGAUGCCGCUGAGACGACACGCUUCUCUCCGCAACGCGCCCGCGACAUGUCCGACAAUAUAAUGGCAUUGUCGCAUGCACCCAUCUCCAUGAUUGACAUCACCACGGAUAAUAGCCAGAGUGCUGCUGCCUUUGUUGACUCCUCUGUGGCCGCGGAUCCACAUGUGCAGUCAUAUGAUUGCUUGGGCGCCGUCAGCCUAAACGCUGUGAUGCAGAGCAAUGUGCCGACACCGUUCGGCGGCAUGCACAAAUUCACGCAUCUGAACAUGCCCGGCGGUCAGUGGUCGCAGGAGUACAAGUUCACCUCACAGAAUAUGCAGAGCUCCCAUUAUCGGGCGCUGCGCGACAGUACACGGACCGAUUGGGUGACCUACGAUCAGAAUGCCACAAUCACUGCUGGCACUGGCCAAGGCUGGCGUCGUUGCUACAGCACACAAGCAAAGCCAUCAACCCAAGACACAGCAACAGCGACAGCAUCACCUCCUACUCCUCCUCCAACCUCCGAGAACUUGAGCAAGAAGGAGCAAUUGAAGCGGGCCUUUAAGGAGUAUGGCGCCACCAUUAUCGUAUUUCAUGUGGGCAUCUCACUGCUGUCGCUGGGUGGCUUCUACGUGCUCAUCUCCAGCGGCAUAGACAUGAUGCCCGUUAUGGAGUUCCUUGGCAUUGAGGCGUCGGCAUUCGCCGAAAAAAUCGCUGUGGGCAGCACCUUUGUCACCGCCUAUGCUGUUCACAAAGUAUUUGCUCCACUCCGGAUUAGCAUCACGCUGGGCUCGACACCAUUUAUUGUCCGCACACUGCGCGCCAGGGGAUUCCUCAAACCAAAAAUUAAAAGCAGCUAGUGCUCUAUAUCACGAACGCAUAUCAAUUAUAUAUUAUUUAACCCCCACAAUUAUUACCUAUAUAUAUAUAUACUGUAUUAGAUUAGACAACUCGGUAUUGGAAACGACUCGAAAGAUUUGUGCUUGAUAAUACAUACAUUAUAAUCGAAAUAAUA